Molecule: messenger RNA, 1071 nt
Organism: Trypanosoma conorhini
Lineage: Eukaryota; Euglenozoa; Kinetoplastea; Trypanosomatida; Trypanosomatidae
Product: isopentenyl-diphosphate delta-isomerase
Exons: 1
Coding region: 1-1071 (356 amino acids)
Biological process (GO): isoprenoid biosynthetic process
Molecular function (GO): isopentenyl-diphosphate delta-isomerase activity; oxidoreductase activity; FMN binding
Source: RefSeq, a predicted model, not a curated record
AUGGAUCAGAUGCCUGUUGUUGAUAAGGAGUCUGUCGUGCAGAAGCGUAAGAAGGAUCAUAUCGAUAUCUGUCUCCACAAGAAUGUUGAACCGUACAAAGGCGGGGAGUCCAUCUGGGCCAAGUACCGCAUUCCAUAUACGGCGCUACCAGAAAUUAAAAUGGGCCAAAUUGAUACGAGGUGUAAAUUUAUGCAGUGGACCCUGUCGUUCCCUUUUAUCAUCUCCUCUAUGACUGGUGGGGAGGAGCAUGGUCGCAUUAUCAAUGAGAAUUUGGCCAAGGCCUGUGAGGCAGAAGGCAUACCCUUUGGACUAGGCAGUAUGCGUAUUGUGAACAGGUAUGCUGCAGCCAUACAUACUUUUGAUGUUAAAAAAUUCUGCCCCUCUGUUCCCAUGUUUGCUAAUAUUGGACUAGUGCAGCUGAACUAUGGAUUUGGUGCUAAGGAGGUGAACCACUUAAUCAAAUGCGUCAACGCAGACGGUCUCUUUAUCCAUCUCAAUCACACGCAGGAGGCCUGUCAGCCGGAAGGAGACACCGACUUUGAAUCACUGCUAGUAAAACUUAAAGCAUUGUUGCCGCACAUUACCGUCCCAGUUGUUGUGAAGGGCGUUGGACACGGGAUAGAGCAAAGGAGCGCGAUUGCACUACAGAAAGUGGGGGUAAAGUACAUUGACGUCUCGGGAUGUGGUGGGACCUCAUGGGCGUGGAUUGAGGGCAGGCGGCAACGCGAUGUGCCGGAUGGGGAAAGCAUGGGCUACCUCUUUCGCGACGUUGGGAUCACCACGGACCUUGCCCUGCAGGAAUGUGCUUCUCUCACGCGAUCCGGCAAUCUCCACCUUAUCGCUGGUGGGGGAAUUCGCAGUGGUCUGGACAUCGCCAAAUCCCUCAUGAUGGGUGCGGAGUGUGCAACGGCAGCCAUGCCUUUUCUGAAGGCAGCACUGGAGGGCCAUGAGAAGGUGCGCGAAGUCAUCCAGAGGUUUAAAAAGGAACUUGUUGUUGCCAUGUUUGCCUGUGGCGUGAGCACCAUUGAUGAGCUGCGAGAAAAGUCCCUUUGCGUGUCUUCAUCGCUUUAG